Molecule: messenger RNA, 5291 nt
Organism: Notolabrus celidotus (New Zealand spotty)
Lineage: Eukaryota; Metazoa; Chordata; Actinopteri; Labriformes; Labridae
Gene: tfr1b
Product: transferrin receptor 1b
Exons: 19
Coding region: 133-2433 (766 amino acids)
Biological process (GO): iron ion transport; intracellular iron ion homeostasis
Cellular component (GO): external side of plasma membrane
Source: RefSeq, a predicted model, not a curated record
UGACUUCAGAUAGGAUGACGUAUGCGGAAGUGUUUUAACCCCCCCUUAAGGACAGGACACCGCUAGACUUGCAGGAGGAGAAGCCACGGGGCGUUUGAGCGGCGAGAAGAACAAGAAGAAGCAGCAGCAGCGAUGGAUCGGAUCAGAUCUGCCUUUAACAGUGUGGUUAAAAGUGAGAGGUACAGCAGGUUCACCCUGCAGCCUGCAGAGGACGGGGAGAGACACGUCGAGGUCAAGCUGUCCGAUGAUGGCGCGGAGGUCGAGGACGAGCACGGGCAUGAUCAGGCACCGGGUUCUCCCAGCUUCAGGCCAGCUCCUCCUCAUCAGAGCAGGCGUUCCCUUUGCUACCUGAUCAUGGGAACUCUGCUGAUCUUCAUCAUUGGCUACCUUGUCGGCUACAUCAGCCACUCCAAACCGAAGGUGGCGACGGCGAGCUGUGACCUGAGGCUGGGGACGGAAACUCAAACAAGAAAGAUGCCAACCACAGACGCUCCAGCUGUUCCUCCCGAAGCUCCGAACUCUCAGAUGGACUGGGCAGACGUCACUGAACUCCUCACGCAGAAACUCACCAGCCAGGCCUUCGACAAAACUCUGAGUGAGUUUGAUCUCCCGAGGCGUUCUGCUGGGAGUGUAGAGGACUUGAGUCAGGCAAACCGCCUCUUCAACGAAUUCAAGGGGCUGAACAUGGAUCCCUGGAACGACAUCCACUACAUUCAGCUGCAAAAGCCCGACAGCUCUCGUCCAAACCGGGUCAGCUUUGGUCCUGAUGAAUUUGAGCUGCUCAGUUUUCUGGCCUACAGUGCUCCAGGGAAAUUUACGGGGAAACUGGUGUACGGCAACUACGGCCGUCCGAAGGAUUUUGAAGCUGUGCAGAAAAAGAGCGUGGAGCUCAACGGCAGUGUGGUGCUGCUGCGAGCUGGGAACAUCACCUUUGCAGAGCAGGUGGACAAUGCUGCCAAAAUGGGAGCCUCAGCCGUUCUGAUCUACCCCGACAUUCAAGAUUACAAGUAUGUGGCGAACACGGCCCUCUUCGGACAUGUCCAUCUGGGUUCAGGUGACCCCUACACCCCAGGAUUCCCCUCCUUCAACCACACCCAGUUUCCUCCGACUCAGUCGUCCGGUCUUCCAAAAAUCCUGGCUCAGACUAUCACCGCAAACCAGGCUGCAAUACUUCUACAAAAAAUCGGCGGUCCUGAGGCAGACACAGCCAGUGGCUUUAAAGGCGGUUUGGGUUCGGUGUACAGCCUUGGAGGUAUCGAGGACAUCACAGUCGAGGUGAACAACCAGCUCGUCAACACAGAGAUCCACAAUGUGUUUGGAGUCAUCAAAGGAUUCACCGACCCUGAUCGUUACGUGGUUCUGGGAGCUCAGAGAGACGCAUGGGGUCGAGGUUACGCCAGAGCUGCUGUCGGCACGUCUGUGCUGUUAGAGCUGGCCAAAGCUAUUAGUGAGAUGGUGGAGAAAGACGGCUUCAGGCCCAGGAGGAGUCUGGUGUUCGCCAGCUGGAGUGCUGGAGAGUACGGAAGUGUUGGCGCCACCGAGUGGUUGGAGGGUUACAUGUCCUCUAUCGACAAACACGUCCUCACCUACAUAAACCUGGAUGGAGUGGUCAUGGGUCGAGGGAGCUUCAUAGCGUCAGCGAGUCCUCUGCUCUACAGCCUGCUGGAGAGCACCAUGAGAGGGGUGAAGAGUCCUCUGGGUUCUGGCACGGUGUACGAUCUGGUCGGGAAAUCUGCCUGGCAGACUAAUGUACUGAGGCCGAUGACGAUGGACGACUCUGCUUAUCCCUUCUUGGCCUCCUCUGGAAUUCCCUCCGUGUCCUUCCACUUCAUCUCCCCUAAUACUGAGACGUACAUCUACUACGGCACCAACCUCGACAACUUCGACCACCUCAACUACCAGACCAGCCAUCGCACGGCUGAGAUUGCAGUCCUGGCAGCUCAGUUCGCCGGCCGCAUGGCGCUGCGACUCGUACACGAUCGCCUCCUCAGACUGAACGUGAGCCAGUACAGCAAAGAACUCCUCAAGGCUGUGGCCCAGGUCUACGACCACAUCAACCUGCUCAGGAGGUCCGGUCAGCUGAAGGAUGUGACUCCCUCCUGGCUAAACCAAGCCCGCGGCUCCUUUUAUCAAGCGGCCGAGAGCAUCAAGAACGCCAUCGAUAACACCAACUUGGACGACAUGGAGGCCUGCCGGAUCCUCAACGACAGAAUCAUGAGGGUUGAACACAAUCUCCUCUCUCCGUACGUGAGCCCCACUGACACCCCGUUCCGUCACAUCCUGCUGGGUCGGGGUUCCCACACUCUGGCCUCCAUCGCAGAGACCAACGACAUGAAGCAGCUCCGCACCGAGCUGGCUCUCGCUACCUGGACCCUGCAGGGGUGUGCCAACGCCAUGGCGGGAAACAUCUGGGACCUGGAUAAUGAAAUCUAAAGAACAAGGAUGAGAAAGGGAGGGGUGAGGGGGGUUUGGAGGAGCAGGUGUUGAAUAAUGAAAUAUGAUGUGAGGUGUGAAACAGAGGGAGGAGCUCCAAAUAAGCACUUAAGCACAAGCUGUCAACCAGAGGUCUUAGCCCCGCCCUUUAAAGAAACAGGCUUAUAAAAGAUUAUUGGCGUCUUAAUCCCAAGACUUCAGAAGAGGUAAAAACUGAACCAAGAACAAAACUUGAAGAAAUCAAACGCUACUGAGAGAAACCGAUGCAAGCUAAACCUCCGCUUUGACCUCUUGCUACCAGAUCACUAAGUAACCUUAUUUAUACUUCAGUUUUUUAUCAGUGGCAGUGUCCACUAUAAAAGUAUUAUUUUGUCUUUUUAUACGACGUUAUCGGAAGCAGUGCCUUCCAUAAUUAUGACGGUUAUACUGUCUCAACCUACGGCAGCAUCUGCUACAGAAAUGACUCCAGCUGUUGCUGACUUAAUGGAGCCCCUGAUGAAGUUACAUGUUAGUUUGUUACAGCCUUCAUUUCUCCCUUUAUAUGUGCACAGAGAUCCUGAGAGAGGACCAGGGGAGAGGGGAAGAUCACGGUUUCAUUUCAGCUCUGAAAGAAGAUAGAAAAAAGCUUUUGUCUGUAGUGUUCACAUGGAUUAAGUAAGAUGGAUGGCAGACGAAAGCCUCUAAAUUUAAAAAACAGGCCAAUAGUGUGACAAAAAUUCUGGCUACAAAAGGAAAAUGUGAGUCAAAUAUCUCACAUUGCAAAAAUGAUCCAGACAUUGUCCAAUCACGUGUUAGGGAGCUUUCUGUCAUCCAUUUUUAACUUGUGUUACAAAAGAACAGCAUUCAAAGCAUGCUAAUUUUGGACCAUGAUGCCAUCUGCUAUCAUGAUGAAGUUGCAAAAUAACCAGGAGUAGAAAGAAUGAUGAGUAUCUCUCUUCUUAACACAUCCAGUUUUUGUCCCUUCUCUUGAUUCAAGAAUUUGAUUGGUCAGACAGCAGCACACCUUUCUCACAGGUUUAGCUACAAUUGCAGUACACCCAAAUAAAAAAUGAACCCCCCUCUUACCCCUGAAAAGCAUAUAUAUUUGUUUUGCUGGGUCUGGAUCCAGUCACUGUAACAUCUUUAUUCGGAUCCCCAUUAGCUUCCACAGUGGUCGCUAUUCUUCCUGAGGGUCCACACAUAACCACAAUAAAAAACAGUAAUUUAAGGCCUCACAAUUCAAAACAUCUUAAAAAGGUAUAAUAAAAUAUGGCUGAAAAUGAAACAAGCCAUAACAACCCUGAGAAAAAUCAUCUAAAAAGAGAAACAGGAAAUAAUACAAAAGAAUGCUUUUGGCAUGUGAAGUUCAGCCGGAUCCAAAAAGCUGGAGUUGAAUAAUCUUAAUCUGGAUAUUUAAAAAAAUAAACAUGAUUAUAUUUUUUGCCGUGAUCAAUCAGUCAAAGAAAGCAGCAUCUAAAGGGAGAAAUGAAGGCUACAUAAUGUGUUUUUUUCCUGACUUAGUGUCAGUAAGGAUUUAAAAAAUUUGUACCAAAAAUUAAAACAAGAAGUGUUUUAUUUAUUGACCUCAAGUGCAGAUUUAAACCCCUUGCUUAGUGGAUUUAUUCUGCGCUUCAUGGCAGGAUGAGUUUCAAAAACAAAGUGCUCAAAAAGCCAUCCUCCAACAAACAAAGCAUGACUCCAACAUCUUUUUAAGAACCCAAUCUGAGCUUAAUCGAUUCCAUAAGUUAUCAAGAAAGCCAUUUACUUUGCACAGUCUACUUUGGAGCUGUUAUUAUAACAUGACAAAGUUAUCGGGAGCAGUGUCUUCCAUACUUUAAAAACCCCAUUAUCGGGAGCAGUGCCUUCCAUAAUGACCAAGCAGUGAUGGUAGUUUUUGCCUACCAGUGUGUGUGUGUGUGUUUUGCGUGUGUAUUUAUCGAGAGCAGUGUCUCUCAUAUUUCACUUGUAAGGUGGAACAACUUAUCGGGGACAGUGUUUCCCAGAGUUUUAUACUGUAUAUAUUUAUUUUCUUUGUUUUGCAUUGUGUGUGUGUGAGGGCUCAGUCCUCCAGCUCUACUUUCUGUUUGAUGCUACGCUGCAGAGAUCUACGAGGUGUCCGCUCUGUUAGGCUUCUUUCUUAACCUCUCCUUCUGUUGAGCGACUUUAAAACGUACCAGGAAUACUUAACCUUCAGAUGAAUUCACUCCACGAGCCACAGCAGCUGUCUUUGCAUGUGUUUUACUGACAUGUUUACUCUUUAGUGCAUGUGUCUAUCCUGCUUUAACAAGGUGCAGCUUAGGCCAGAUUUUCAAAUGUUCAAAUUGAAGCUAAACAAAUGUUUUUGUAGAUGAAACCUUAUUUCAUGAUAGAUUUGACUAUUUUCUUCCCUAAAAAAAGGUUUACUCAGGUAACUACAAGGCCUGUUAAGCAAAAUUAAAUUGAAUCAAGUACAAAAAAUUAUAUCAAAUUUAUAAUUGAACUAAAAAUGAUAACUAACAGUUCCAGGAAUUCAACAAACCUGGCUAUUUCAUGUUGAAAUGAUCAAAAUCAAUUCAUCAUCAACAUUAAAAUCAUACACUGUAAAUGUAUUUCUUUUAUUCUACCAUUAACUAAAGAGCAAACUAAAUGUUGGUUUUUCAUUACUGAGUUUCAGAUGAUAACAUGUUUGGUUUAUUUUUGUCAAAGUCUGUGUUUACCUCUUAUGUUACAAAAACUGUAAGUGAUGCUGGAAAACAUUUUUACACUGUGUGACUUAAAUACUGUAUUUUCUGUGGUGAUUCUGUCUUUCAGGAACUCUUCAGUAUGGUUUCUAUACUUGAAAAGUCACUUUUGUUUCUGUGGUUAGAAAUUUGGCAGAAAUAAAGAAAUAAAUCAUUUUG